AUGCGAUGCGCGAGCAAGGCCGCCGAGAGCGCGUCCGCACGUCUCUGCGCUCGUCAUGAAGACUCUCAUGUCUUCACAGAGUACGAGCUCGGUGUCUCGUACUCUCCUGAUACGGAAGACGGAUCCGUAUCGACGGCGAUCGAAUCCAAGCCGCCUGCCAAGCGUGGCAUGGACGAUGCUUUGCGUCGCAGCAUCUUGGUUCAUCUGAUGAAUCAGAUGAACCAUCGCCAAAGCGAUGGCGCUCGAGAUCGCGAGACUCGGGCGCUAACAGUGGUGUCGGUUCUCCUAUGGACACCACUUCACAGCAAGGUGCCAGUACUUCUGUCGGCACGUCGCAGGAAGAGCGGGACCGCAAUGUGCUGA
Molecule: messenger RNA, 363 nt
Organism: Peronospora matthiolae
Lineage: Eukaryota; Oomycota; Peronosporomycetes; Peronosporales; Peronosporaceae
Source: the annotation of a GenBank genome assembly